GAAUUGCGUAAAAAUCUUGAUACUCCAUCAACUAUCUUUCUCGUUAAUGAUGAUGAUAUGAAAUCAUCUAUUCAUUUAAUUCGAAUUUGUGACAAACAAUUAAAACAACAACAACAACAACAACAGCAAAUUCAACGUCCUUGUACACCUGUAAUUCGAACGCUCGAGCAUCGUAUGCAUAAUAUUAAAGACUCUACUUGUAUCAUUAAUGAAAAAUUUGGAGACAUUGACGGAAAGGCCACUUUAUCUGAAGAUAAUCUUCUUGUUACUUGUUGUUUAGUAUCUAUAUUAACACAACCAAUCAUUUAUGGUAUUAAUCGAUAUUCUACUGGAAAACAUCAAAUUCGUUUUCGAAUCGAAAAGAUGGGAGAUUUACGUUUAUUUUUUGGAAUUAUUAGAUCAUUAGAAAAUAUUAGUAGAUCAGGUCAAGCUCAGAAUAAUAAUAAUUCUCUUUAUGGUUGGUGGGAUCUUAAUGAAGCUAUUAUAAAUGGAAAAGUACAAACAACUAAGUAUAGAAAUAUUGUAUCAACAGGUGAUGAACUUACAUUAAUAUUAGAUUGCGACAAUAAACAAGUUCAAUUACAACAUCAUCGAACAAAAAGACUAGCACAACUUUUAAUCGAUCUGAAUAAAUGUCCAUUUCCAUGGAAAAUAGUCAUCAGACUUCAAUCAGCCGGUGAUUGUGUACGUAUUCUUCAGUAA
Molecule: messenger RNA, 702 nt
Organism: Rotaria sp. Silwood2
Lineage: Eukaryota; Metazoa; Rotifera; Eurotatoria; Philodinida; Philodinidae
Source: the annotation of a GenBank genome assembly